Molecule: messenger RNA, 3957 nt
Organism: Cephus cinctus (wheat stem sawfly)
Lineage: Eukaryota; Metazoa; Arthropoda; Insecta; Hymenoptera; Cephidae
Product: metabotropic glutamate receptor 4
Exons: 16
Coding region: 854-3595 (913 amino acids)
Biological process (GO): regulation of synaptic transmission, glutamatergic; G protein-coupled glutamate receptor signaling pathway
Cellular component (GO): membrane
Molecular function (GO): group II metabotropic glutamate receptor activity
Source: RefSeq, a predicted model, not a curated record
CAAAUUUACUUUUACGAAUUAAGUGAAUUCUCGUGUCACGUAAUUCUUAAUGAUUGCCUUCAUUGAAAAAGCAUAAUAGUGAAACUGCGUCAUUUCUCUUCGAGUUCAUUAUAAAGAUCAGAAAACGCACCAGAUUCUUCAGAGAUCGACAAUAAUUGGGAUCUGUCGGCAUGGUGGUAUUAUUUGUAGACAGUAUAUUUUUACUUUACCCGCGUUCGAUCGAUGUCUGUAACUGUUAACCUCAAAAUUGAAUAAUACAACAGCGAGAUGUUGAGCCAUUAGUGGAUUUUACAAAUCUCGGGAUGUAGGUAUAAUUAUUAUUACAGACCCCUUUUUUUACGCACGAAACUUCCCGCUGAACUGACUUGUCCAUUUUUAUCACGAUCGUAGAUUUAGCGAGCGCGCGCACGAGUCGGCUCAACUAAAACGCAAGUAAAACUUCGAGUCCACGAGUUCAGUCUUAGACGAGACGCCGCGCUAUGCUCUACGACGUAUCCUAGUUCCGCGUUCACCCUAUACAAAUUAAUUGGAUGAAUCGCAGCCACCACGGGGUAGAAGACAAAACAGUGAAGUGAAGUUAAGACAAAGAAAUUGUUCGACGAAUACAUGUUACUUACAUAUUUCAGUGUGAUUUAAAAUUUUGGUUUACACGUGAACCUUGAACAUCUCUGAUAACCAAGCGUACAACAAAGGCAGGUGUGAUACGAUCGACUAGAAUAAAACGUAUUCUACGGAGAAGGCCUGUAAAAAUUUUAUUAAGUACAUACAUACAUAUAUGGCAAACUAAACUCUACUAGACAUGACUCGAAUAUGAAUAUUAGCUGCAAAAGUCUGAAAAGCAUAAUAGAAAAGUAUGUACUCCGUCGGCUUGUUCUUGGUGACACUGGGUACCGUAACGAGUGGUGGAGUCUACCUGAAUGUUUCCGGGGACAUCACAUUGGGUGCCUUGUUUCCGGUACACAGGAAAGGCACCAGCGGCGAGGCUUGUGGGAGAAUUCAACUGGAAGAUGGCGUGCAGCCCUUGGAAGCCAUGCUGUAUACGAUACAUCAAAUAAAUCAGGAUCCACAGAUACUGCCUGGUAUUCGAUUAGGAGUCCUUGCAUUCGACUCCUGCGACAACCCCAGCUACGCAUUGGAACAGGCCUUGAAUUUUGUUAAAGGUUUCAUAGCUCACGUUAAUCAAUAUCACGAACAGGAAUUUCAGUGCUCCGACGGAAGUUCACCGAAAUUUUUUGGCGGAAGUUACGACCAAGUCGUUGCCGUUUUAGCUGCUCAAAGCAGCUCAGUGACUCUUCAGAUCGCUGCCAUGCUCAGACUCUUUUCCGUGCCGCAGAUAUCCUACAUGGCGACUUCGCCGAGUCUUAGUAGCAAGGAACGUUUUCCUCAUUUCUUUCGCACGGUGCCAAGUGACGUGAAUCAAGCUCACGCCAUGCUGGAGAUUCUCAAACAAUUCGAGUGGACUUACGUGUCUGUUGUAUACUCGGACACGGAAUACGGGAACCACGGGUACGAGACUUUGGUUUCCUUAGCCAACAAUUACUCGAUUUGCUUCAGUGCGCCUCAGAGAAUCGAAAAGGAACAUUUCACUGCAGAGGAUUACGAUAACGUCAUACGGACCAUCGCGAAUAAAACUGAAGUUCGCGUGGUUGUCCUCUUCGCGGAGAAAAUAAUGACCCUCCGAGUUCUCGAAGCAGCUAGACGCAUUGGCGUCGGGACGCGCUUUGUCUGGAUCGGAAGCGACGCUUGGUCAACGAGCAGUCACAAGGAAUUUCUUAAUCCUGAAAACAGUAAGGAUCAGCAGAUGGUUGUUCUGGAGGGAGCUCUGGCCGUUCAGCCAUUGUCUAGGAAUGUCAUGGGAUUCGAUGACUACUUCACUAAUCUCACUCUUGAUCAUGAGAAGAUCAAUCCCUGGUUCCGAGAAUUUUGGCUAGAAUAUCACAGAUGUGGUGGGAGAAACUUUACCACAGGGGACCAUCGCAAAACCGAGGUCGCUGUAAGCUCCGAUGAUCCUGACGCCAAUUGUCUGAAUUCUUUAUUGAAGAUCAAUCGCAGCACUGGGUACAAGCAACAAAAGUUCUUACAUUUCGUAAGAGACGCCGUAUAUGCCGUCGCGUAUGCAUUGCACGGAAUACAGAUAGAGAAAUGUGGAAAGAAAUCAUAUGGAAUGUGCAAGGAAAUGAGACACGUCGACGGCGAUGUGCUGGCUAAGUAUAUGUCGAAUGUUAAUUUCAAAGACGAAGCCGGAAAUAAGUUUAAAUUCAUUAAUAACGUGGAUGGCCCACCUAGAUACACAAUUUUGAAUUACCAAAAAAAUGUGGAUGGCACUUACCACUGGCAGGUCAUAGGCAACUAUACGCAAAGCGACAGCGGCGCGCCUAAUCUUUACAUAGAAGCGACAGCGAUGAAGUACAGAAAUCAAACGGAAGGGGGCCGUCGCUUCUUUCCGAACUCAACCUGCGCUCAACCCUGCGAACCGCACCAGGUCAAAGUGCGAGAGAAGCAGGACGCUUGCUGCUGGCGUUGCAGAAAUUGUGGAUUGUAUCAGUACAAGGUGGAUAAUCAUCGAUGUGAAGAUUGUCAAUGGGGUACCAGACCCACAGCCGACCGGACCCUCUGCGAGCCAAUUCCUGAGGAGUUCAUCGACUAUUUCAGUCCUUGGGCUGUGGUAGCGAUGGCAGUUGCCAGUUUGGGCAUCCUGCUGACCAUUUUUGUCCUCUCUAUUUUCCGGAUCUACAGCGAAACGCCUGUGAUAAAAGCAUCUGGCCGAGAACUCUCGUCUCUGUUGCUGCUUGGAACUCUUUUAUCGUUCCUUACGACCUUUGCAGUCGUAGCCAAACCAAAUACAGGAACUUGUGCGGUUACUAGAUUUGGGAUUGGGUUAUGUUAUACCUUGUGCUACGCCGCUUUAGUUACCAAGACGAACAGAAUUCAUAGGAUAUUUAAUAAUACCACGCACAGUCCUCAUAAACCAAGGUACACCAGUCCGAAGUCCCAAUUGGUAAUAACAGGAAUUCUAACGCUAUUCGAGGUAUUCAUAAAUGGCGCUUGGCUUUUGAAAGUCCCGCCAUCGGUAAUUCACUUAUAUCCCACGAGAGACAGCAGGCUCAGAAUUUGCCAAGGAUUGGACGAUCGAUCCUACAUGCUUGGACUGAUAUAUCCAUUCGUCCUUAUAGUGAUCUGCACAAUUUAUGCAGUUAAAACAAGAAAGUGUCCAGAGGGAUUCAACGAAACACGGCACAUAGCUUUCACGAACUACACAACGAUAAUUCUCUGGCUAGCAUUCGUUCCCCUAUACCUGGCGUCGACAAGUAACUCCAUAAGGGUGGUAACCCUCGCAUUGUCCUUGUCGAUAAGUGGAUUGGUCCAGCUGGCGUGUCUUUUCUUUCCGAAAGUCUACAUCGUCCUAAUGAAGCCCGAGAAAAACACGAAGGAACUGGUGAUGGCUCAGCACAGAAGCACCUCGUAUCUCUCGACGCCGACGACGCCGGUUGUUAUCCUAAAUGGAAAUUUUGCCCACUCCUAUGUCCAAGGCAGCGAUUCCUCGAUCAGGUCACCUGGUAAAGACGACUCGACGAUUAAUCACUGUAAAUAUUAAUAAGUGCGAGGGAACAAGGAGAUAUAAUCAGUGGUUGUGACCGAGGUCAGAAAUCAUAUCAUAUAAUCUCGCAUAGUAAGUUUACCUAAGGAAAAUGGAACUUCUGACCUCAAGGAGGUCUGUGUGUAUCUGACUAUAUUCAGAGUCGUAUACGUAUCUUUGAUAUUAUGACAGUUUCGAUAUGAAAUUCUAACCUUUACAUCUAAAGGUGAAAGAUGGAAGGGAUGAUCUCAGGGGGGUGUAUUAUUAAACUUGUAACCGUGCAAGGUAUUGUCUUGUACUUACAAUUGGGUCUAGUUGAAUCAUUCCAAAUCAACUUACAAUUAGUUGAAUUAUUUUCGUGUCAUUUGAUUUUAUUUUAA